Messenger RNA from Cephus cinctus (wheat stem sawfly), 1632 nucleotides. Its product is annotated as testis-specific serine/threonine-protein kinase 1-like. Bases 388 to 1515 code for a protein of 375 amino acids. The transcript has 5 exons. Gene Ontology annotation, molecular function: ATP binding; protein serine/threonine kinase activity; tau-protein kinase activity. Gene Ontology annotation, cellular component: cytoplasm. NCBI's taxonomy places the organism in Eukaryota, Metazoa, Arthropoda, Insecta, Hymenoptera, Cephidae. The record is from RefSeq and is a predicted model, not a curated record. Gene Ontology annotation, biological process: microtubule cytoskeleton organization; intracellular signal transduction; protein phosphorylation.
CAACGUUGAGCAUGUACACCAGGAUCACAGACUGUUACAAUUCUCGCUUUGACUUUCGUUGUGCCUCAGGGUUCUCGCCAGGACAGAAUUGCUAGUAGAUACUUGAUACCAUAUUCUUGCUUAAUAGAGAUUAGGAUCUUGCAGUUUGCAUCUAUCCUCAAGCUUGAUACGCUCCCUUAUUUACUAGCACUUUGUUAAUGUCAUUCUUGGACUUGAUAGAUACGUGUACACUGGACUACCUUUGUGUAUCCAACAAUUCACGUUGUAGCAGUUUGGUACCUAGUCUUUGAAUGCGCAAUGUUAAACAGUUUUAGAUAAUUGAUUAAAUGACACGAUAAAUCAUUUUAACAGAAAAGUUAGGAUGCCACGGGCGGUUUUUCGCAUCUCAUGUCGCAGGCAGAUCUGAAUCAGACAGCAUCGGAGGAGGCAAUUCUACAAGCAAGAGGAUACAAGCUUAUUAAGAAACUUGGCGAGGGUUCUUAUGCCAAGGUGUAUCUUGCUGAGUACAGACCAGAGAACGAUCCUGAGCGCAAUAAUAGUCUGGCUUGUAAAGUCGUGGACACUGUUAAAGCCCCAAAAGACUUCGUUCGUAAAUUCCUACCGCGUGAACUGGAUAUCCUAGUGAAGUUAAAUCAUCCCCAUGUUGUGCAUGUACAUAGCAUAUUCCAAAGACGAACCAAGUACUUCAUAUUCAUGCGUUUCGCUGAGAAUGGUGACCUCCUCGACUUCAUCCUGAAGAACGGUGCUGUUGCUGAGAGUCAGGCACGGGUCUGGCUUCGGCAGCUUUCACUAGGACUUCAGUAUCUGCAUGAGAUGGAAAUAGCCCAUAGAGAUAUGAAAUGCGAAAAUGUUUUACUUACCUCCAAUUACAAUGUUAAACUUGCGGAUUUUGGAUUUGCAAGAUACGUCGUCGACGCGAGAGGUAAAAAAGUCCUGAGCGAUACCUACUGUGGAUCCUUAUCAUACGCUGCCCCAGAGAUCCUCAAAGGAUCUCCAUAUAAUCCAAAGAUUGCGGACAUAUGGUCUCUCGGUGUGAUAUUGUACAUAAUACUAAAUAAAGCUAUGCCCUUUGAUGAUACCAAUAUCAAGAGGCUCUACGAGCAGCAGACAAACAAGAGAUGGAAAUUUCGUGGGAAAGUAACAGAUAUAUUGAGUGAACAAGCUAAGAAAUUGGUCAUCAAUCUUUUGGAACCGGAUACAGGCAAAAGAUGGAGAAUGGAUCAAGUGAUACACAGUGAGUGGAUCGCAAUGGAUCCACGACUGAUGAUCCUUACACCGGCUGAACAGACAGCAUUAAAUGCAGCCAUUGAGGAGCGCAAGAAGAAUGAAGAAAAAUUAACUAAAGCUAUGAAAUCUGGUAAAAUUGAUGAUAAGAAAAAAAUGGGAACUGAUAACGGUGAAGACAAGAAUCGGGUCGGGGAGGAGGUGACCAUUAUCAAGGAUGCUGUUAAGCCAGCAGGUUCCACGAUUAUUGGAACGGGCAACUAUUUUCGAAAUCUUGGUGCUUCGGCAUGAGUAUAUAGAAAGGAAUUUUUAUAUCUUUACAAAACACAAGAAAGAGAAGAAUAAAUUUAACAUAUAUAAUUUAUGUACCUCUUUUAACAAUCUAAUAAAUAACGUUUAUACACUUUA